CAGGCCAGCGAAUGCGUCGCGAGGGGUUUUUUUUUGUGGUCUGACGAGUUGCAGCCCGUUGCAGCUUGUUGCGACUUGGCCAGAGCGCUGACACAGCAAAAAAAAGACAGGGAGCAUCGAAAAAAAUAAAAACAGGGCGCGGCAGGGUGACGAUGAGAGGGGCUGGGAUCAACGCACAUUAGGCUCGGGCUAUGAUGCGGCCGCGAUUGGACCGUGACAUGUCGCUCGGCUGUCAUGUAACCACUCAUCCGGGAUAGUCUGCCUCUCUGGGAGGCAGUGGUUACAUGCGUCUGCGGUAUAUUAAGCGGUCCUGCCCUCGCUGCUGCGUUGCCUGCAGGACGCAGAAGGUCCCAAAAGCCAGCGAGACAGCGUCCAUCGGGCAUCACCCAAUCGCCCAACACCCACAUCUGCCUGUGUGCCCGACCACAUUCGCCAUCCAGACUCCAGACUCCAGACUUCCAGGCUCUCGGCCAGUUGAGCUGGCGGGGUGGGAACCAUGGUUAUCAUCGACCCCGAGUUUGUGGUGCCAACGAUCCCGGAGGAGGACCAGUACGAGGGGACCGAGAUCGAUGAGAAUGUGCUCAAGGCUCUACCGCAAGGGCUCACAAUCGAAUGGGCGGCCACGAGUGGUGCGAGCUUCUGGGCAUUCAACAGUAAGAUCGAUACUGUCCUGUCCGAUGGCUCGGAACAGUCCUACUUUUUGAAGGUAUAUACCACCGAAAGGGCUGGUGAUAUCGCAAGAGGUGAAUAUGAAGGUCUCAAGGCGAUGCGCGCCGUCAUCCCGGAAAACAUCCCCAACCCCGUCGCCUGGGGCCUCUGCGCACGCGACCCGUCCCGCUCCUUCUUUAUCGCCGAGUUCCGCUACCUGGACGAUGACCUGCCCGCCAUAUCGGAGCUCGUCGACCUCGUCGGCCAGCUGCACGGCCAGACGAGCCCCAACGGCAGGUUCGGCUUCCACACGACCACCUUCUGCGGGCGCCUGCCCAACGACAACAGGUGGUGCGACACGUGGGAGGAGUACUUCACCCGCAACAUGCGGGAGCUCAUGAAGACCGAGCUGGCCACGCAUGGGCCGCACGAGGAGCUCGAGCAGCUUAGCGCCGCGGUCCUGGAAAAGGUCAUCCCCCGCCUCCUGCGGCCCAUGGAGACCGAGGGGCGCAGCAUCCGGCCCUCGUUGGUGCACGGCGACCUCUGGCACGGAAACGUGUCGAUAGACGCCGAGACGAUGGAGCCGGUGCUGUACGACCCCGGCUGCUUCUACGGGCACCACGAAUAUGACUUCUCAAUGUGGCGGGCCACCCGCUACCGCACCAGCCAAGCGCACGUCAAAUACUACUUUGACAAAUUCGGCGCAUCGGAACCGACCGAGGACAAGGACGGCCGAAACAUGCUCUAUGCCAUGAGGAGCGACCUCGCCGUCUCGGUUCUGUGGUCCGCCAACAAGGCCAUCAGGGGACUUGCCAUUGAGGGGAUGCGACGCCUGGUCGCCGAGUAUGGGGAAGGGUAUGACGGGUACCUGGCCAGGCGGGCCGGGGGUGAGCUCGACUCGCAGGCAGCUGGCGAGCACACCGCCGCUCCGGGCGCUAAUGCCGUCCAGCCCCGUGUGAUAGAAGCCAUGCCUAUUCCUGCAGUCGGGGCAUAGGCGGGCUGUCGGGUGGGCUGUGGGUGUUUCAGGGCGUGUCGAUCUACCGCUUCUCUUUCUCGUGCGGGAUAAAUUUCUGUUGGCCUCGUGAUCCUCUCGUUCCCAUCCCCUUGCAUAAGUCCCGCUGGGCGCCCCCCACGGGCCCUGCCAGUAGCAGCCGCGGAACUGGAAAUAGCCCUCGGGAUUUCACCCUUGUAAAUAUGUAAGCCUAUGGCGCCGAUACUGAAGGAGCUGCAUGCGAGAGAGCUCAGAGGCACCCGAGAGGAGUCCUGUCGAGCCUCCAUUGCAUGCC
Gaeumannomyces tritici R3-111a-1 is the source of this 1934-nucleotide messenger RNA. RefSeq lists its product as hypothetical. The transcript has 5 exons. NCBI's taxonomy places the organism in Eukaryota, Fungi, Ascomycota, Sordariomycetes, Magnaporthales, Magnaporthaceae. Bases 497 to 1642 code for a protein of 381 amino acids. The record is from RefSeq and is a predicted model, not a curated record.